AGAUUAAAAUCCUUCUUCUUCUUCUUCCCCAAAAAAAAAAACCCUAAUUUCUAGAUCCAUCUCUAAGAAACUCUCGUCGUUCCUCUUAAACAUGGCUUCGAAGCUCCCGAUGCAAAACAUCGACAACGCCAAUGUUGCGAAGGCUCCGGCAUCAUCGCUAGCUUCCGCUGGGAAUACAAUUGAGCAUAUCCUACUUUGUCCUGAUUCUUAUAUAGGAUCGAUUGAGAAACAUACCCAAACGCUUUGGGUUUAUGAGAAGGAAGAGAUGGUUUGUCGUUCUGUUACUUAUGUUCCUGGAUUGUAUAAGAUCUUUGAUGAGAUCCUUGUGAAUGCUGCUGAUAAUAAACGGAGAGAUCCGUCUAUGGAUUCUGUCAAAGUUGUGAUCGAUGUUGAGAAGAAUCAGAUUAGUGUGUGUAACAGUGGUGAUGGAGUUCCUCUUGAAGAAGGUGUUUUUGUGCCUGGGAUUUUUUUUGGUCAUUGGUUGAGGAGGAAUUACGAUAAUAAUGUUAAGAAGACUACUGGUAGAAGAAACGGAUUUGGUGCUACGCUUACAAACAUCUUCUCUACUGAAUUCAUUAUAGAGAUUGCAGAUGGGAAGAGAUCACUCAAGAAGUAUAAGCAGGUCUUUGAAAACAAUAUGGGGAACAUGUCUAAACUAUUUAUAACCAAGUGCAAUAAGGGUGAGAAUUGGACGAAGGUUACAUUCAAGCCUGAUUUGAAGAAGUUUAACAUGACUGAAUUGGAGAACGAUGUGGUUGCUCUAAUGAGUAAGCGAGUGUUUGAUAUUGCUGGCUGUUUGGGACAGACUGUCAAAGUUGACCUGAAUGGAAAACGAGUACCAAUUAAGUCAUUCAGUGAUUAUGUUGAUCUCUACUUAAGUGCCGCCAGUAAAUCAAGGACUGAGCCUCUCCCAAGGAUGAAUGAGAAAGUUAAUGAUAGAUGGGAAGUUUGUGUGAGCUUAAGUGAUGGACGGUUUCAACAGGUUAGCUUUGUCAACUCCAUUGCGACAAUUAAGGGUGGUACGCAUGUUGAUUAUGUGACCAGCCAGGUCACAGAGUACAUUGUGGGUAUUGUGAACAAAAAGAAGAAAUACCCUAAUGUCAAGACUCAUAAUGUGAAGAACCAUCUGUGGGUCUUUGUCAAUGCUCUGAUUGACAAUCCUGCGUUUGAUUCUCAAACAAAAGAAACACUGACUCUUCCAGAGAGAAGUUUCGGGUCGAAAUGUCAACUUUCAGAAAAUAUCCUUCAGAAAGUGGCCAAAUCUGGCGUGGUGGAAAACUUGCUUUCGAACUAUGAGCCUGGCACUCAUAUUUUUCCAUCGAUGGUUGAUGACCUCACGCUUGAAUACUAUGAGAAGAAAAAGGAAACUAUGCUGAAGAAUCAGGAAAUUAUGCUGAAGAAUCGGGAACUUGAGCUGCUGAAACUAGAGAUAGCUAAUGAUCAGAAGUUGAGAGAAAAAUGGUUCACAGAAAUCCUGGAAAAUGCCAAGCCUGUCGAAGCAGCAGUUGCUGGAGCAACUAAUGCAGCUGAAAGCUCAUACUAUAAUUACCUAUUGCAAUUGUCUGUUUUGAUUACAGAUACAGUACAAGAGGUAAGGGCACAGAGAGAUCAAAUGAUGGAUGCAGUUGAAGACUUGAAAAACGCCACACCGGAAUCCCUCAGGCUCAAAGAACUAGAGGAACUUGAUAAGCAAGAUGCUCAACCCGAUGAAGAGAGACAGGCGCCAAAGAAACCGGCACCAAAGAAAGCCAGUGAAUCUGUAACAAAAGAGGCUUCAAAUUCAGCAAUGGACACAGAAACAACUGAAACAGCGAAAGAAAUUUCUCUGGAUGACGAUGAUGACGACGUGGUAGUGUCCCCGGAGAAGAAAGUGAGGAAGCUGAGAUCGUCUCCGUUUAACAAGAAGAGUAGUUCAGUGAUGAGCAGGUUGGCUAAUAAGGAAGAGGAGAGCAGCGAGAAUGCAGCUGGAAACUCAUCGUCAGAGAAAUCUGGAGAUGUUUUUGCGAAUAGGGGGUAUGUGUGGUGGAGUGAUUCGGAGAGUGAAUCUGGGAAUGAGUCUGAGUUUGAUGACAUUGAAGACGAUCAAGAUGAUGAGUAGAGUUAGAGAGAACUAACUCGGUUGUUGAUAAUGAUUCAACUUAAUUUCAAACUUUAGUUUCUCCCUCUCGUCUUCUUUAGAGUUUGGUGUUAUUAUUCUGAUGAAAGACUUAUUUUCUCUAAGGAUUGGCACAAAACUCUGUUUUCUCUAUUGAUUAUGCAUUUAGUUUCAUUAAUCA
Arabidopsis lyrata subsp. lyrata is the source of this 2276-nucleotide messenger RNA. RefSeq names its product DNA topoisomerase 2. Gene Ontology annotation, cellular component: nucleus. Gene Ontology annotation, molecular function: DNA binding; ATP binding; DNA topoisomerase type II (double strand cut, ATP-hydrolyzing) activity. Bases 92 to 2098 code for a protein of 668 amino acids. NCBI's taxonomy places the organism in Eukaryota, Viridiplantae, Streptophyta, Magnoliopsida, Brassicales, Brassicaceae. Gene Ontology annotation, biological process: sister chromatid segregation; resolution of meiotic recombination intermediates; DNA topological change. The transcript has 9 exons. The record is from RefSeq and is a predicted model, not a curated record.